Vitrella brassicaformis is the source of this 4383-nucleotide messenger RNA. NCBI's taxonomy places the organism in Eukaryota, Vitrellaceae. The record is from the annotation of a GenBank genome assembly.
CGGCUGUUGAGUCUUUCGUUGUUGUCCGUUCCAGACAGUCCAGGACGUCAGACAGGAUGACAUCGUUCUUUGUGUGUACGCAAGGCAAGUGGCUGUUCCGUUAACUACCGAGUCAUGAAUUCGCACGCACCCAUCCAUCGCGUCACCACCGGACUUCCUCCUGUCUACGUCUACCGUGCCAUCGCACCUGCCGAGCGACAGGAUGGCGGCCAGCUGCGGAAAAGCGACACGAUCCUGGCUUGACUUGGCUCCACACACUCCAUCCAUCCAUCCACCCACCCACCCAUUGGACACUCAUUGGCUGCCCUCUAAAAGUACUGACUGUCGAAUGUGCGUUGCGUAUGUCACUGGCUGUACGGCCUCUACUGCUAUCACACAGACAACUCAGCCGGCCGCGAGACCAAGACCGGUGCACACACACACCCGGAGCGUUGGGUAGGUAGCUCUACUACCGAGGCCCCCGCCCCCUUCUGCCUCCCCUUGCCCGCCCUCCGUGGCCAUAUCCAUGGCCGAACCCCCUCUUGCCCACGCCGUACCCGCCCCUGCCGUCCUGGUAGUACUCGCCAAAGUAACUGUCAUCCUCGUCGUGCUCCAUGAAACUGUAGGCACGGCCUCGCCCGCCCCCCCUGCCCCUGCCGCUACGCCCACCCCUUCCUCCUCCCGACGAGAACUGGUUGAAGGCCUGCUGCAUCCUCGCCGCCGUCGGGGAGGCGUCUGUGUGCUGCUGAUAUGUGUCGUAUCUGUCGUCUUGCUGCUGCUGGUGUUGGGAGAAGGGCAUCGGGUGUUCAUGGUCGGCAGCGGGAGCGGACGUCGCGUGUGGGAUGUGUGGAAACGGCAGUCGUGGCGGCCGCGAUGAUGGGGGAGGGUGGGGGGGUGGAAGGAUCUGAGGGACAGACGACCACCGCUGGUCGUCCAUCUGCGGCGUGCCGGCUUCAUCCUGCCGCUGCUUCCUCUGCCUUCGCCGUCUGCUCUGCGGUGUUGCCACGUUCCGCUCACCCGCCCCCGCCCCCGGGACAGUGAGACGAUGUCCCGCUCCUGCCGUGUUUGGCUGUCCUCUGCCGUGUAGCUGGAUAGCCCCAUAGGCCGACGGAUGGACCGCCCCAGCCCCUGGGGGCGGGGGUGGCCGGCCGAAGCCUCCCGGUCCCGGAUGGCCACCGUGGUGGUGUGUGUGGUGGUGGUGGGUCGGUCUGUAUGGGUUGUCGGUAUUGCGGAGGAGGGCCUUGAUCUGGUUGUCGUCUUGCUUGCGGUAGCGGCGGAAGAGCUCGUCCAGCGGCUGGCGAGUCGACAGCAGGAAGGCCGCACGACGCAGCUCCAUCGACACGCGCUCCUGGGCCGCGAAAGACAGACCUGUGGACAGGCAAUGAAGGAAUGGCACACAGCACAGCAAUCGUCACGGACGCCACGUGGAUGUGAGUGUCUGUGUUCUUUUGAUGACUCACACACCGAGGGUGCGAUCCUUCUCCAAAGGGUCCUCGAUGGCCAUGCAGAUGCGCUGGAAUAUGUGAUCCAGCGCCCGUCCGCCCUCGACCUCCUCCUCUGGUUCCCCCUCCGCCUCUCCCUCUCCCUCCCCCGUCGGCUCUUCAGCCGCCUCCUCCUCACCGAUUGCCGCAUCCCCCUCAAUGGCAGCAGCAGCUGCCUGGUCGGUAUCGGCGUCGGCCUCGCACUCCGUCUCCUCUCGCGCCUCGGUCUCCUCCUCCUGGUAGUCGUCGUAGGGCCGGUCGUCGGCCGAUGUCUCGUCGUUGGAUGGGGACGGCAGGGCGGCGUCGGUGGAGGGCUCCUCGGACUCAUCUGCUGCAGACAGGGGGGCCUCACUCGACACAGGGGCCUCGUUGGCGGCGGGCUCGGUCGGCUGCAUUUGGAGAGAAAAACAGACAUAUGCAGACAGACACAUGAAUGACAUGGGGGGCAUACAUGCUCGCUCGCUUACCGUGGUCUCAGCCGCCGUGACGCUGUCGCUCGCGCUGGCGGCGCUGGUGGCGCUGGUGGUCCGCGCAGGUGCGCCGCUGGAGAAGUAGUCCCUCUUGGUCAGGUGUUGUGCUACCCCCGCCGGCCGCUUGAUGGAUACCACAUCGCGGUAGUAGUUGAACAUAUAGGCGAAAUAUACGGUAAACUCGUAGAAGAGCGACAGCAGACUGUCACCCGCUACCCCAGACCCUCUUGCAGGUGGGGCGUCGCUCGGGUUCUGCUGCUGCCCCUGCCCCUGGCCCCCGCCCAUGCCGAGCAUGGAGAGCAGGUCGUUGACACCUCUGCUCUGACUGCCCCCCCGCUCCCGCACCAGCACGUUGUUCUCCCUCUCCAUGCGCCGCAGCGGCUCGCACGGGUCGGCCAGCAGCCGAUGGGCGAGGGAUCCCGGCGCAGGGAAGUCGGUAUAGUCGGCUUCGGUUGUGGGGAAGAUGGGCGUGUUGACGCCGUCUGUGGGGUGGACGUAGAAGACAUCGUUGUUCUGCGGGGGGUCGACCAGCACGGAGGGGUAGGGCGGGGGACACACGUGGGCCGGGGGGCUCUGCAGAUUGGGCAGCACGGGCUGCCCGGUGGUCAGCUGACGGUGGUGCUGCAGGAAAUGGCUGAGUGAGUGACAAAGGGAGGGAAAAGAGGACGGACAAGUGACAAACAAAGAGAUUCGGCGAGAUGUGGUGCGGUGCAGCAGGCUGACAGACAUGGUGAGGAGGAUCCAUGAGUAUGAAGAGAAGGCCCCUCGUCUGGGGUCGACAAGGCCCCGGCACUUGGCCCAGUGCUUCACGACAAGACCCAGCGCAGCCGCACGGCUGUCAUGCUCGGCAUACGCCCUGCAGGUUACCGAACAAACAAACGAUCACACACACACACAUACACACACACAGAGGCAGGGAUCCCUGGAUAUAUCGGUGUUUUUUCCGUCCAUGCGGACGGACGGACGUACCUGAGGAGUCUUGAGUUGUGCAGGACGACUUCAUGGUUGAAGGAUAUGUCGAUGGUCAGCUCAGGGUGAUCGUACUCAUCAUAGGCACGCCCGUCGGCGUCGGUCUUGCGCCGGAUGGCCGUGCACUUGACGAUCGGCACCCGGGCGUUCUCGAUGCACUCUAUCUGAAACACCGACUGGUCCAGCGCACGGGACAGCACACGGACGGCCUGACACAACCAACAGCCACACACACAUCUCAUCUGUGUUCGCUGUGGUCUCUCCUGUCUGUCCUCCUCAGCAUUCCCUCACCCACCUGGAUGGUCGGUGCGUGAGGCAGCUUGAGCCACUGCCAGUUGUCGUGUUUGUCGCUAGGGAACGAGUCGGCCGCCCGCAGAGGGUUCUCGUCCUUGGCGCCACUGGCCGCCUCUGCGCGGGCCUCAUCCAUCAGUCGACUGAGCCUGGAGGGCGGCAGCUGCACCACCACAUCAAGGUCGCUCUCCCUGGUGGCGAAGCCGUUCACUGCGCUGCCGUACAGCAAGCCGGGAUGGCCGAAAGUGGAGGUCGUCACGUCCACAACUGAUGAAUGAAGACCAAGGAGAAUAAAUGCGUGGAGGUCUGAUUUUGUGGCAUGCGCGUGCAAGGCUGACUUACUGUUUUGGAAUAGCCGGAUCCAUGUGUGUAUCUGGUGUUUGUCGGGCCUGAGGCGGUCGACUCUGUCCCACAGCUGCGCAUCGUGCGGGUCGGGGGCGUGCGCGUCCACUACUGGCGACGGCGGGAUGAACACACUCGUGUUGCGGUUGAAGAAGUACUCAACCUGACACCACCCACCACCGACAGAUGGAUGGAUGGAUGGAUGGAUGGAUGCCUCGUGAGAUCUGUCCUCCCAUGCACCCACCUGUUCAAGCCGCGUUCUGCAGGAGUAUCCGAGCCGUCCUCUCUUAACCAGAUCUCUCACGGCCGCGAGGAAGGUCCGCUGCUGCUGCCGUCCCCCGACGCUCUCCUGCACCAGCAUGUAGUCCACCAGCCGCGUGCAGGCGAUCCUCUGCUCAUAGGUGGAGAACACCGCGGGCAUGUGAGGCACCGCAACGGCUUGAAGUGUCUACACACAGACACACACAGAGAGAGAGUCGAGAUCUGACCAGAUCUUCAAACGCACUCCGUCCGUCUCAUGUGGGGUGCUUGUGAGCUCACCGCGAGGACGCACUCAGCCACGGCAUCGCAGUACGCCGAGAGGAAAGCCGCCCUCUGCUGCGACAGCUCAUCAGCCAAUCUGGUGAGAUGGUGGUAGUGGAGAUCCUUGAGGUUGGUGGUGCUCCAGAUGGAGUUGCGGAGGCGGUGCGCCACGUCCACAUGCGGGUGCCCGUCCACAGCUGACGUGAAGCCGCUGAUGAGAUCAUCCGUAAGGCGUGAGCUGUCGUAUUCGGUGAGAGGGGAGCGAGGCGGGAUGGGAUUGUUGAACUCCAUCUCCCUGGGAUUGAAGGCACAGAUGCGUUGCGGAUUCG